This is a messenger RNA of Thamnophis sirtalis, 1414 nucleotides long. The record is from RefSeq and is a predicted model, not a curated record. Lineage: Eukaryota; Metazoa; Chordata; Lepidosauria; Squamata; Natricidae.
CAUUAGAAUUUGUAUUCAUGUUAUGUCUUUAGAGGAAGGACAAACUAUUGUUUGGGUCCAAAAUUCUCUUCAAGUCUCUGGUUACAAGGAGAAUUCUCAGGAAUCUAAAGAGGAAGCUUCAUCAAGAUGUUUAAGCCAAAUGGACUUAAUUUGCUGUGUCUCCUUAGUCUUCACCAGGUUGCUUACCUUCUUGAAGGUAACGUGCAGUCGCCUAUCACUGGACCUUUGGAGGACAAAGUUUUUUAUGUUGAAGAGGGUAAAGGGGGACCACAGUAUUUAUACAUGUUUACAUUUCAACCCCCUACCUACAGCGUGAAACUGAUCGGUGAAACAGAUGACAUCAUAGAUGUCAAAGGUGGAGUCCUGACUGUUAGCGGAGUUCUAGACUGGGAACACAAAACACAAUAUAGAUUACAGUUGGAAGGUCUAGAUCAAAAUAGCAAAAGGGUGCAAGGCCCCUAUUCUAUCAUCAUAAAUGUUGUGGAUAUCAAUGAUAACCCACCUGAAUUCAGUAAAACAGAAUACAUUGGUGAAGUUAGAGAACACUCCAGACCAGGGAAGCCUUUCAUGUAUGUUACUGCUUUUGAUCGCGAUGAUCCCAGCACCUUACAUGCACAGCUCAUCUAUAGUAUCGUUCAUCAGUUUCCCAGAUUGCCUGGCACUGACAUGUAUUUUCAGAUUGACAAUGUUACAGGAGCAAUUUCUACAACUGCUGCUGGAAAAACCAGCUUGGACUCAACAAAAGGGAAUGCCUUUCUCCUUGUGGUGAGAGCAAAAGAUAUGGCAGGCCAGUACAUAAAUAGUUUUUCUCAUGAGGCUGAUGUGAAGAUCACUGUUUUGGAAAACCUCUGGAAAUCUCCUCCAGAAGUAUUUCUCCAGGAGAACUCUACAAAGCCACACCCCAUGAUCAUCACUCAUGUACAAUGGAACGAUCCAUAUGCAACAUAUAAAAUUCAAGAGAAAGAAAAGCAUUCUAUUCCAUUUACAGUUGAUCAGAAUGGAACAGUUUAUGUAACUAAACCACUAGACAGAGAAGAGAAAGACUACUAUUCAUUCUAUAUCUUUGCAAACGAUGAGGAGGGAAAUAUGCUGGCCAAACCCGUCAAUGUUUCAGUUCGUGUUGUAGACAUCAAUGACAACCCACCUGUGUGUAACGAAAUUUUGACUAAAUUUGAAGUUCAAGAAAAUGAGGAUGUGGGGAAUUUAAUAGGAAUUGUCGUUGCCUCAGACAAUGACGAGAAGGGGUCUCUUAAUUCUCGCCUGAAGUUCAGCCUUAUGGACCAGACCCCCAAAAUCCCACAAGACAAUCUCUUCCGUAUCGAAUUGGGAACUGGGUCAGUCCACUUAUUGAAAUCGGAAUUAAACAGACAAGUGGUCCAAAAUUACUAUUUGCAGGUGAAUGUGACAGAUCCAG